Molecule: messenger RNA, 4695 nt
Organism: Fusarium fujikuroi IMI 58289
Lineage: Eukaryota; Fungi; Ascomycota; Sordariomycetes; Hypocreales; Nectriaceae
Exons: 1
Coding region: 1-4695 (1564 amino acids)
Molecular function (GO): protein binding
Source: RefSeq, a predicted model, not a curated record
AUGGAAGAGAUUCAAGAGCAGAUCCAAAUUGUACUUGCAUAUAUCGAUGCAACCUCUUGUGGAGAUCCUUCGUGGGCAAAACAUAUGAGCUAUCUCAGUCAUCUCAAGUACCGUUUACAUGAGCACACCGCUGACCCGGUUCUUCUUGAUGAUAGUAUCUCUAUCGGACUUGAAGCUAUCAGGGCCUCGAAAAAGGAUGAUCCAAAUCGAGGAGUUCGACUAUCUGCACAAGCAUCCCGACUUAAAGAGCGAUACUCCAUUUCAGGUGCCACAGAGGACCUAAAGGAGGCAAUCCGAUUAACACAUGAAGCGAUGCAACUUAUCCCUGACGACCACCCUAUGCGGGCUGCAGCCUUGAUUGACCACGGAUGUAUCUUACGUCUAGGUGGCUCGGUAGCGGACCUCGACGAAGCUUCGAUCGUGUUUGUAGAGGCUACCAGAAUUACUGAAGACAUCGAGAUCUUAUUUGCGGCUCAAAAGAACCUGGACACUAUUUUCUACGAGAAAUAUCGCCUAUCAGGAGAGGUGACUGAUUUGGAGCUUUCAAUCCGGUCCGCCCGCUCAGCUAUCAGCCUGUUGUUGGACGAUGAUAAACAGAAAGCUAUGCAUCUCGGGAGUCUAUUCCUUCGGCUGAGAGAUCUUUAUCACAAAACCCACACUUCGGAGGCUCUUGACGAGGCCGUCACAACUAUGCAGCGGGCCUUGGACCUGGCCCCAGAGGGCGAUCCAUACUAUGCAGUCACUCUGACAAACUUGGGAACGGCGCGCUUUGAUCGAUGGCAACUUCAUGGUGAAAGAGUUGAUCUCGAGGCCUCCAUCCAGCUCGUGAAGAGCGCUAUUGCACUACUUGCAAAUGAGGAUCCGCUGAAAGGUGUGGGUUUGCGUAACUUGAGUGAUCGACUGUAUCAAAGGUUUCGCAUCACCAGAGCGCUGGAUGAUAUAAGAGAGUGUGUCGAAGUAGGGCUCGAAGCGCUUGCUGCGACUCCGACGAACUACCCGGAAAGGGUGCGAUUUUCCAGUGAUAUUGCACUUCGACUAGCAGUUCUUUACCGACAAACGAGGGGUUUGACUGAACUGAAUGAAGCAAUUGAUAUGGCAAGACAAGCCUUGAGUAUGACGAGAGAGACAGAAUCGUGGUGGGGGCAGCUUGUUGACUAUCUCAAUUGCCUCCUAAAUGCGAGGUAUGCACGAGAAGGCGUGGUAGCAGAUCUGCAGGAAGCUGUCCAGCUCGCGGAACGGUGUAUUGAAAUGACUUGCAAGGACCAUAAAUCAUAUCCAGAGAGACUUAUGAACCUCGCGGAUUGCAUGUGGCAACGAUAUAGAUCUUUUGGAGUGGCGUCUGAUAUACACAAGGCUGUCUCGUUGGCUCGCGAAGCUUUGACUGGACUUCCCCGUGGCCAUGCAGACUGCGACAGGUUCAAGAGUUCUCUUGGAAGAUGGCUUGGUGACAUGUUUUUGGAAACAGGAUUGGACUCUGAUCUUGAAGUGGGUAUCCAGCUUGCAAGGGAGGCUUACAACGCAUCCCGGCCAGAUGAACAAAGCCAUUCAAACUACUCCAUAAAUCUUUGCGAACUUUUAUUCCUCGGGAGGGGAACUAGGAGCGCUGGGGGUGAUUCGAUCGACGAAGCUAUCCAAAUACUGAAGGGAGAAGUGCAUUCGAUGCCAAAGGACGACCCAAACUACCAUGUGCAGUUAAUGAAUCUCUCAACCUACCUUGGCACUAGAUAUCAGGAGCGCGAAGAGGAUUCAGAUCUAGAAGAAGCUAUCAGUUUUGCUCGGGAUGCUUCGCAUUCGGCGGAGAGCUCCUCUACCGACUACUUCGAGGCCCUCAACAAUAUUGGUACUCUCAUUGGUAUGAGACACGACAGAAGUAGGAAAGCUGUUGAUCUUGAGGAAGCGAAACAGGUGAUUUCAGAAGCUCUGCAAAGCAUUGAGACUAGCCAUUCACCCAGACCAAGUCUUUUGAACAACAUGGCGAAUCGUCUCAGGGUCCAAUUCUUAAUAACUGGGGACUUGGAUGCGUUGGAGGAUGCAAUACACUUAGCCCGAGAAGCCACCGAAACCGAGGUCAACAGAAGGAAUAAGAAAGCCCUCUAUACUCUUGGCACUCUUCUCGGAGAUAGAUUCAUUUCGACUGGGGAAAUUGCAGACCUCAACACAAGCAUCGAGAUUCUUGAGAGCGCCAUAGCAGACAUACCCGCAAACGAUCCGGAUAGGCCUGGCAUUCUUAACAAUCUUGGGAUUCGCUUUGGAGAUCGAUAUUAUCGAACUUGGGAAAUAGCCGAUCUCGACCGUUCUAUCCAGUACACAAGGGAAGCCGUAAGCAUGACGCCAAAAAGACAUGUCGAAUUCGCUGCGAGGUCACAAAACCUAGCUGCUCGGGUUGGGGACAGAUACAGAAGGAUUGGAAGACUGACGGAUCUUGAAGAUGCUAUUCGUAUUGGGAGUGAUCUUUUGACCUCUGAUUCUCUUGUCUCAAACCGUUCGGCAAUCCUGAAUAACCUUGGGAUAAGGUUAAAUGAUAAAUACUCAAGAACUGGGUUGUUUGAAGACCUGAAUAAUGCAAUCCAACAUGCGACAAGAGCUGUUGAUGUUCUGCCCCCUGACCACCUCGAACUGGCUGGGCAUCUGAAGAAUCUUGGAACUCUGCUCAACGAGAAAUACAUGAGGACGGCAGAUGCCGCUGACUACACCACUUGCGUGGAUAUUGGAGUGAGGGCACUUCAGGCCGCUCCGCUCGGCCAUUCGCUGCACUCUUCAUGUUUGAGCAACAUGGCCAGGCUCUUCUUUAUCAACUUCCAAAAGACGGGGGACCUGGCUCAGCUGGAAGAGUCUAUUCGGAUGUUUCGUGAGGCCGUUGAUUCAAGCCCUGAAGACCACCCAUUUCAUGCAGACCGACUGCUAUGCCUUGGGGACGUGUUGGCGGAGAAAUAUGUCAUUUCUAGAGAUCUAGCUGUUCUAGACGAGUCAAUCACCUAUGUUCGAUCUGCUUCUAGUCGGGCUAACGCUCCUCUCAACGUCCGAAUCAAAGCUAGCCGGCAGUGGCUGAGAAACCUUCUAGUCAGAUCGCAAUGGAGAGAAGCAUUCGAGGCUGCUGAGAAGGCGCUCGGACUGAUACCAGAGCUUGUCCUACGUUCCCUAGAUAAUUCGGAUAAGCAGCACCUCCUGGGCCAGGUGGCUGGUUUGGCAUGCGAAGCUGCUUCAACAGCAAUCAGGGGAGCCAAGUCCCCAAUGAAGGCUUUGAGAUUCCUGGAGAAAGGCCGUGGUGUUCUGGCUACGUCGAUCGAGGAUCUGCGAACUGAUAUUGUAGACUUACAGUCGAUUCAGCCAGAGCUGGUAGACCGAUUCCUUAAGUGCAAAGAGGAGUUUUACAGCAUUACCAACCGAGCCCAAGACACGUCCGUGUCAUCACAGGCCGGCCAACAAUAUGAAUGCGAGCGCCGCUUUGAUGCCGUGCUCAAGGAUAUCCGUACUACACCUGGGUUCGAAGAUUUCCUUCUAGAGCCGGAUGCAGCAAAGAUACGAGCUGCCGCACUCCAAGGCCCGAUUGUCGUCAUCAACAUCAGCAUGUUUGACUGCGGUGCUUUAGUCGUGGAUUCUCGUGGCGAGUGGGCUGUGAGCCUCCCACGUCUCACUAAGGAUGAUCUUGAACGCAGAGCCAGACUUGGUAGCGUUGGCAGUCUUGAAACUCUGGAGUGGUUGUGGGAUGCUGUUGCAAACCCCAUCCUGGACUACCUUGGCCUCACAAGCACGCCAAAAGACAAUAGCUGGACGCACAUAUGGUGGGUGCCUACGGGGGCUCUUUGCAAAUUUCCACUUCAUGCAGCUGGGUAUCAUUUGAGAAAGACAGGGGAGACGGUGAUGGAUAGGGCUAUCUCGUCCUACAGUUCAUCAGUGAAGACUCUGAUUCUAUCCCGUCGAGUUCCCAUCAAGAAGCCAACUCCACCAAAAGCGUUACUGGUUGCUAUUGAAAGUACACCUGGCUGCGCCCCUCUACCAUUUGCGCGUCAAGAAGUUGAGGCCAUUCGCGGAAUUUGCUCUUGUAUGGACUUGAACAUCAUCGAGCCUGAGAACAAACGAAAGGCAGACAUCAAACCUCAUCUGCAGGGAUGUAAUAUAUUCCACUUCGCUGGCCACAGCCAUACAGACGAAACCAAUCCAUCUUUGAGUCAUUUACUCCUCGAAGAGGGUCGGCAAAAUCCCCUGACUGUAGGCGAGUUGUUAGACAUGAAUCUUAAAAAGUCAUCCCCAUUUCUUGCUUAUCUUUCUGCAUGUGGAACUGGCAGAUUUAAAGAUGAGAAAUUCGCCGAUGAAAGUCUGCAUCUAAUAGGGGCUUGCCAAGUUGCUGGAUUUCGCCAUGUAAUUGGAACUCUUUGGGAAGUACAAGAUCGUUUAUGCAUGGAUGUUGCAAGGGGCAUUUAUGGUCGCAUCCGAGAUAAUGGUAUAUUGGACGAGUCUGUUAGCCAUGGACUUCACCAUACUAUCAGAAUGCUCCGAGAUAUCUGGCUGAGAAGUCGAACGGGAAGAACCACAGAAGCAUGGAAUAGAGAGAACCAUGAUGGAGGGAUUGGGCGUGCUCAAGAAACAGGUCUGGCUACUCGUGAACAGCAGCAAAGGCCGCGGGAUGUCGUUGCGGUGGAGGAUGAAGGAUAUGGCGACUUGUACUGGGUACCUUAUGUUCACUUUGGAGUUUGA